Hemicordylus capensis (graceful crag lizard) is the source of this 1677-nucleotide messenger RNA. RefSeq names its product ZW10 interactor-like. The record is from RefSeq and is a predicted model, not a curated record. The transcript is spliced from 10 exons. Gene Ontology annotation, biological process: mitotic cell cycle checkpoint signaling; establishment of localization in cell; mitotic sister chromatid segregation. Bases 69 to 1286 code for a protein of 405 amino acids. NCBI's taxonomy places the organism in Eukaryota, Metazoa, Chordata, Lepidosauria, Squamata, Cordylidae. Gene Ontology annotation, cellular component: kinetochore; dendrite; nuclear body.
UCUGCGGGCGGGGUGGGGGAAGAGUUGAGUUGAAUGGAAGGGCGCGAGAAAGAAAGCUAAAGGAAGAAAUGAGCGCGCUGUCUGUGGGUGCAGCUGGGUCUGCGCAGAACAUGGCCUCGGGGCCGGCGGAGGCGAUGGCUAGAGAGCUCCUCGCUCAGCUGCAGGAUGUGCAGGCCUUUGAGGACCAAACUAAAGACGGGAUAGAGUCUGAAUUACCAGCCAAGGUGUUGGCUGAGCAUGCAGUGAAUACCAGGAAGACUCACAAGUUCCUGUAUAUCCAGCUGCAAGUGGUGAAGUUCCUCCUAGAUUUCCUGGACUCUGCUCCUUGCGUCCAGGAUGCCUCUGACUCUGCUGUCCGGAAGGAGAUGGCAGAAGCGAAACAGCAGUGGAAGGCCCUCAAAGCUGAGUACCAGCAAGAGGUGGAGGCUAUUGAGGGGAUGGUCCUGCAAAUGCUGGCCAAACUGGAGGAAGCACGGGAUCGGGCCCAUCUCUUGGAGGAAGCUCUGCAGUGCUAUGAAGCCAAGAAACGGGAGAUGGAGGAGAAAGUAAGGAGUGCCCAGGACAGGUGUCUGAAAGAACAGGCGCAUUUAUGUGAGCGGCAGCGGCAGGUGGAAGGAUAUGUGGCAGAACUGCAGGGCAGACUACAGAUGCACCGCAAGGAGCUGCAGCGCCUGCAGGGGGAGCUAGCGGAACAAGAAUGCCAGGCUUGCGAUUGGCGGGAGAAGGUGCAAAGGAUCUCUGAUUUUGCAUGUCUCGUGGAGACAUUGCAGGGUGUAAAACUGAUUCACGCCUCGGAGAGGGACCUGGAGUUUGAGUUGAUCUCUCAGCCCCAGUCUGUGAACUCUGACGCCCAUCGCCUGAAGCUGUGUUUACAUUGGGGAGAGGAUGGAAAUAUUGUACUGCAGAGCGAUGGGCCCUUCUUCCUUCCUUCUGUUGUGCUCCCCAUGAAUUCGGGCAGCACCAUCAAGGAGAUCAUCCUGGAGCUGCAGAAUACCUACUCCCAGGAAGCAGAGCUUCUUGCUGAGAUUGAGUCACUGAGGAACUGUUUUGCCAUCAACUGGCAGGAAGAGGAUAGGGUGCUGCAUUACCUGACGCCGUCUUCCACUUGCAGACUCUACGUGGAGCCGGGAUAUCCAGUCAGUGGGGGAAUCUGCCUCCUCUCAGUCAAAAGUCAACAUGGUACAAUUGAUGCAGCUGCCUAUAGGCCCCCUCAGGAGAAGCCCUCGCUGCAGAACUGGCUGGUAUAUCUCAGUACCGUGGACUUCAGUGCUCCUUUCCUUUCCUGAGCAGCUGCUGAGGCUUGCAAGUACAGCAUGCUGAGGAGUGGGGCUUGGCAACUCGUUAAGAGCAACCUUCCUGUUUCCACUGGAAAAUGAGAGUUAGUGAUUGACAGCUCUCCAACUUUUUUUUUUUUUGGUAUGGACCACUUCAAACCCCUCUUGUCUUCUGUCUUAUUCUAUAAAUAAAUAAGUUCUGUCUCCCUCCAAGUCCUUUCAGUUUCAAUAUCCUUUUUCUUGAGUGGAUCUUCUUGCUGUAUGUUUUAACUGUCCCCCCCUCUUUCCUGUUGGUCUUACUGAGUUCUGCUAGGGAAUGGGUGUCUCAAGUGUGUGUCUGUUUUUGUUUGGAAGCCUUUCUGAGGCCUGUUUUCUGUUCAAUAAAACACUGUUCGGGUUUCUA